Molecule: messenger RNA, 933 nt
Organism: Thermochaetoides thermophila DSM 1495
Lineage: Eukaryota; Fungi; Ascomycota; Sordariomycetes; Sordariales; Chaetomiaceae
Product: translation initiation factor 2 alpha subunit-like protein
Exons: 5
Coding region: 1-933 (310 amino acids)
Cellular component (GO): multi-eIF complex; eukaryotic translation initiation factor 2 complex; eukaryotic translation initiation factor 2B complex
Molecular function (GO): ribosome binding; translation initiation factor activity; RNA binding
Source: RefSeq, a predicted model, not a curated record
AUGUCGUUCACAAACUGCCGGUUUUACGAAGAAAAAUACCCCGAGGUUGACUCCUAUGUCAUGGUCAAUGUCAAGCAGAUCGCCGACAUGGGAGCCUACGUCAAGCUCCUCGAGUAUGAUAACAUCGACGGCAUGAUUCUGCUUUCCGAGCUGUCCAGGCGACGCAUCCGCUCUAUCCAGAAGCUUAUUCGCGUUGGCCGCAACGAGGUCGUCGUCGUGCUGCGUGUCGACAAGGAGAAGGGCUACAUCGACCUUUCCAAGCGCAGAGUGUCGCCCGAAGAUGUGGUCAAGUGCGAGGAGCGGUACAACAAGUCUAAGAUUGUCCACUCCAUCAUGCGCCACGUCGCCGAGAAGACCCAGACCCCGAUCGAGCGCCUCUAUGAGACAAUAGGGUGGCCGCUCAACCGGAAAUAUGGCCACUCGCUCGACGCCUUCAAGCUGUCAAUAACCAACCCCGACGUCUGGGAGGGCAUUGAGUUCCCGAGCGAGGCGGUCGAGCAAGAGCUCAAGGGCUACAUUGGCAAGCGCCUGACGCCCCAACCCACCAAGGUGCGCGCCGACAUCGAGGUCACUUGCUUCGGAUACGACGGUAUCGACGCUAUUAAGGCCGCUCUGCGUACCGCCGAGGCAAAGAACACCCCCGAGCUGCAGGUCAAGUGCCGUCUGGUUUCUCCCCCUCUCUAUGUUCUCACCAACACUUGCCUGGACAAGAACGCGGGCAUUGCGCGGCUAGAGGAAGCCAUUGUCGACAUCCGCAAGAGCAUCGAGGCGGCCGGCGGGCACCUCGUCGUCAAGAUGGAGCCCAAGGCGGUCACCGAGUCGGAUGAUGCCGAGCUGCAGGCGCUCAUGGAGAAGCGCGAGCGCGAGAACGCCGAGGUCAGCGGUGACGAGAGCGUCAGCGAGAGCGACGAGAACCUACCGGAGGUUGUCUAA